AAUGAUUUCAAAUUAACCUGAAGCUGAAAAACUUAAAGAAUUAGGAAAUGAAUAAUUCAAAUUAAGUAAUUUCUAAAAAGCCAUUGAACUCUAUACUGCUGCUCUUGAAAAAGCUACUGGUAAUAAUUAUUUCUAAUACAUUACUAGGAAAUCAAAGACUUGUUUGUUUAUCAAAUAGAGCAUUUGCACAUAUCAAAAUGGAAAACUAUGGGUUAGCUAUCAUAGAUGCUGAUGAGAUAUUAAAAGAGGAUUCUGGAUUCAUUAAGGCUUAUUAUAGAAAAGGUUCAGCUUUUUUAUUAUUGGGUAAGUUUGACGAUGCUAGAAAAGAAUUCAAAAGAGUAACAAAUAUAAUAAAUUUCCAUAGGCUGAUACUCUAACCUAAGGAAAAGAUGCUGAUAUUUAGGCAAAACUCAAAUAAAUCAAAUAGGCAAUCUAUGAAAGAGAAUUUGCAAAAUCUAUAGAAAGACCAGAUGAAGCAAGUGAGCCAAUAGACAUCAGGGACAUUUCUGUAGAACAAGGAUAUGAUGGACCAAGGAUUGAUAAUGAUAUCAGUGAAGUUACACCAGAAUGGUAAUACUUAAUUGAUUAUGAUAAGGUGUGAGAAUUUGAUGAAUCAUUAUAAAGAUCAAAAGAAAUUGCAUAAAAAAUAUGCAGUAAUGAUAUUACAAAAUGUAGGAGAAAUAUUGAAAUCUCAACAAAAUGUAGUUGAAUAUGAUGUUCCUAAGUAAAUAUUUACUUAUAUAUUUUAUAGAGAUCUUGAGUUUACUGUUUGUGGAGAUACACAUGGAUAAUUCUUUGAUCUGUUAAACAUAUUUAAAAUAAAUGGCAAUCCAUCAGUUAAAAGACCUUAUUUAUUCAAUGGAGACUUUGUGGACAGAGGAUCUUGGAGUGUUGAAGUCAUGAUGACACUGUUUGCAUGGAAAGUAUGCAAUCCAGACAUUAUGCAUUUGACAAGAGGAAAUCAUGAAAGUAGAAAUAUGAACAAAUUAUAUGGAUUUGAAGGUGAAGUCAAACAUAAAUAUGAUGAUAAAGUUUAUGAAUUGUUCUAAACAGUUUUCAACUAUUUACCAUUAGCUUAUACUCUAUCCAAAUAAGUAAUGGUUGUUCAUGGAGUAAGAUAAUCUCUUUAAAAAUAUAGGGAUUGUUUUCUAAUGAUGGUGUUACUAUUAGUGAGUUAUAGAAAAUAAAUCGUUUUAGAGAAAUUCCUGAAGGGGGUCCCAUGGCUGAUAUGUUAUGGAGUGAUCCUAUAAAAUAGAAUGGAAGACAUCCAAGUAAAAGAGGUAUUUCUAUUUCUUUUGGACCUGAUAUUGCUCAUAAAUUCUUAAAUGAAAAUGGUUUAUGUAUAAGAGUUAUAUUAAAAUAAAAGCUUUGUUGGUGAGAUCACAUGAGAUGAAGGAUUAAGGAUAUGAAGUAGAAGCAGAUGGCAGAGUCAUUACUAUUUUCUCAGCUCCUAAUUAUUGUGAUCAAAUGAAAAAUAAGGGGGCAUUUAUAAUAUUUAAGGGGGGUGAUAUGAAACCUAAGUUUAUUCAAUUCGAUGCUGUGGUAUUUAUAUUGUUUUAUAAUACAUUUAGGAACAUCCUAAAUUACCUCCUAUGGCUUAUGCUAGAAAUUAUGGAAUGUUUAUGUGAA
Messenger RNA from Paramecium pentaurelia, 1629 nucleotides. The record is from the annotation of a GenBank genome assembly. NCBI's taxonomy places the organism in Eukaryota, Ciliophora, Oligohymenophorea, Peniculida, Parameciidae.